This is a messenger RNA of Staurois parvus, 264 nucleotides long. The record is from the annotation of a GenBank genome assembly. Lineage: Eukaryota; Metazoa; Chordata; Amphibia; Anura; Ranidae.
AUGAAGGUGAUGUUGAUGGGAUGUCCACAAAUAGCCCAACUACUUAUUGAGCAUGGUGCAGACCCUACAAUCCCUGACCCAUCAACUGGCACAUGCCCAGCUCAUGAUGCCAUUCGUGAAGGAUUUGUGGACACACUUGUUGAAUUCUUAAAUGGAGGAGCAAGUUUAUACAGCCCUUUGGACAUCUAUAAGAAACGUCCCAUUGAUCUGGCUUCAGAUUUCGUUAAGGAAAAACUGAUUCAGCUAGGAAUCCUACCUCAAUGA